GUCAGCGCAUCUCAGAACUUCUCCGACCUCCGGCAAGGUGAGUGCUACUCUCUAAUAUUCGACCACGACUAUCGGACGAACUUCCUGUGGCACGUGACUUCUUCUCGUCACCGAAAUUCUGUUUACUGGAGGCGCAAGCGCUAUUCGGUUCUUAUCUGGCAAAAGGGAGGCGCGGCUAUAACCAUGGAUCCCAGUGUACUAGCUAACAUGGACAAGGACGCAUUGAAGAAGCAGAUCGAGAACAUGAAGUACCAAGCUGAUAUGGAACGGUGGCCCCUUUCGAAGAGUAUUGUCGCGAUGAGGGAGUAUGUGGAAGAGAACGAGAAGACUGACCCACUGAUACACGCGCCCGACAAGAAGAACAAUCCCUGGGCCGAGAGAGGCAAAUGCAUAAUCAUGUAAUCAGGACGUAGAACCGCAGGGGAGAAGGAGAAGGAGAAGAGGCGAGGAAGCAUCUGAGCGAAUACCAUCCGAAGCGAGCAGGAGAAGCGGAAAACGUUUUAGCCGCGUUUCAAGUUAAACCAGCGAAACGAAUAAUAAAACCAAAAGAACGAAGCAGACAAACUAAAAUAAAAAAAAAAAAAAAACAGAAAGACGAGGAAUACAUACACGUAAAAGAAGAAAAACGUUAAAAAAAAAAAGACAGAAAGUAAGAAGAGGAAGGAGUUAAAGAAAGGAUAAGAAAGACGUAUGACGAAUGGGAAGGAAUUACGAUGAGCAAAAGAAGAAGGACAAGAAGAGAAAGAGAAAUUAGGCGUUGGCGGAGCGAUUUGGAUGAAAUCCUGGAAGAGGAAGGUGCCAGGAAAGCAGCAAAGUCUCGGAAGGAGGAGCACGACUGGCGCGAAGCGAAAUCAAAGUAGCCGGAGCAAAUUAUUCAACAAUCUAAUUCCUCGCGGUUACCUGUUCGCGGUAACUUUCCCGUUUGGCAUGCAAACGAACGAGUGGCACGUUUCAGCCCGGCUUUCUUUGUCUCUCUAAUCUCCGCGGCUCUCGAAUUGACUACUCGAGCUAUUCUGAGGACGUGGUCCUUGAUCUGGCUAAGUUUCGAUCGAUUCGCACGACGGCGAACCGAGACGCGAAAAGUAUCGUGUAUCGAUAUUAAUUGGUUAAACUUUCACCUCGUGCGUCUAUCGCUCUCUAUUUCUCUCUCUCUCUCUCUCUCUCUCUCUCACUCUCUUCAGCCUCUUCAUCCUUCGUUUCCUUCUUUUCGAAGGGCCGCUCCCUUUCUCUCGGAAUAAAUGGAUUCCCUCUGAGUGAGCUCGAUCUAAUCUAUCCGAGGAUUUUAGAAAAGCAAGGCUACGAACGAAAAGGUACGGACACGGUGAAAAUUUAAUCGAUCUAAGAGGACUAGACGAGAGAGCGGGCGAAACGGCGCGAAACGAACGGAUCUUCUGAAACGGGCUCCGCUACGAGUACGCGCUUCCGCUUCGUCGUCGUUUCGAGUUCCGAGUUUUGGAUCAGUUCUGAAUAAUAUCAGUUCCAAUUCGACUCAAUUCGUUUCGAUUCGAUCCAAACCGUUUCGACUCGGACAUGUGUUACGCGUCGUAAUACACAUCAUGUGCAAUUCGAAUCUAGUACCACGGAAAACUCUUUUGAAUCGUUCAUUAUAUCGUGUAAGGAUUAUUUAUCUUAAGUACACAAUGUAAUCUAACGUCAUUAUAUGUACACACGUUAUACCAUAUGUCGUACGAUUAAUACGCUAUGCAUAUUUCUGCGAAUUUCUUACGAAAAUAUAAUAUAUUCACAUCGUUUAAUGGA
Molecule: messenger RNA, 1758 nt
Organism: Bombus huntii
Lineage: Eukaryota; Metazoa; Arthropoda; Insecta; Hymenoptera; Apidae
Gene: Ggamma30A
Product: guanine nucleotide-binding protein subunit gamma-e
Exons: 3
Coding region: 184-402 (72 amino acids)
Biological process (GO): sensory perception of taste; phospholipase C-activating G protein-coupled receptor signaling pathway
Cellular component (GO): heterotrimeric G-protein complex
Molecular function (GO): G-protein beta-subunit binding
Source: RefSeq, a predicted model, not a curated record